AUGGCGGGUCUCCUGAAGAAACAGUUUAAGGAUGCGGUGAAGGUGAUCAGCUCCGGAGGUCUUUUGUUUGCCUCGUAUCUCACUGUUGUUGGAGAUGAGGCUUUUUAUGCCAACCAGUUGAUGCCUCUGCUACAAAGGAUUGUGGGAGCAGAGACUGCCCAUGUUCUUGCUGUGAAAAUGAUUGGCUUGGGUCUGGUCCCCUUAAAUCGCUAUCAGGACCCCCCGUUGCUACAAACGCAUGUCUUUGGGUUAAAUUUCAAAAACCCCAUCGGCAUUGCUGCAGGCUUUGAUAAGCACGGGGAGGCUGUGGAUGGACUCUACAAAAUUGGCUUUGGGUUUGUAGAAGUGGGGUCCAUAACACCAAAACCUCAAGAGGGAAACGCCAAACCACGUGUGUUUCGACUAACAACUGACCAAGCCAUUAUAAACAGAUAUGGAUUUAAUAGUUGUGGAAUUAGUGAAGCCCAGCAAAGACUCGAGGCCAGAGAAAAAACACAAACGGAGCAGACUAAAGCUGGCCACCCUCUCGGCGUAAACCUGGGCAAGAACAAGCUUUCCCUGGACGCAGCGGCCGAUUAUCAGGAGGGAGUGAAGGCUCUGGGACCUCUGGCUGACUAUUUGGUGGUGAAUGUGAGCAGCCCCAACACACCAGGACUCCGAAACCUGCAAGGAAAAAAUGAGUUGCGUCAGCUCCUCAGCACAGUGCUGAAAGAGCGGAACGCCCUGCAGAGAGAACACAAGCCACCGGUCUUGGUCAAAAUUGCCCCUGACCUCAGCACUCAGGACAAACAUGAUAUCGCUGAUGUAGUCACAGAGCUGGGUGUUGAUGGUUUGAUGGUCUCCAACACAACAGUGACCAGACCAGAGAGUCUUCAGGACGCACAGCGCACUGAGAGUGGGGGCCUCAGCGGUCAGCCUCUGAAGGACCUCUCUACACAAACAGUGGGAGAGAUGUUCUGCCUGACCAAAGGGAAAGUGCCCAUCAUUGGUAUCGGUGGCGUGGCAAGUGGGCAGGAUGCAUUGGAUAAAAUCCGUGCAGGUGCUUCUCUGGUUCAGCUUUAUACGGCUUUUGCUUAUCAGGGUCCCCCUAUUGUGAAAAAGAUAAAGCGGGAACUGGAACAACUUCUUCAGGAGCAGGGCUUCAGCAGUGUGGCAGAGGCCGUGGGAGUGGAUCACCAAACAUCGACUCAUAGGCAAACCAUUGUGUUUAAGGAAACAUUUUCAAUUAAAAAGAACACUGCAGAAAUGACAGCUGCUACUGACCAACAAAAAACAUGA
Knipowitschia caucasica is the source of this 1278-nucleotide messenger RNA. The record is from the annotation of a GenBank genome assembly. Lineage: Eukaryota; Metazoa; Chordata; Actinopteri; Gobiiformes; Gobiidae.